AGUUGUGGUCUUCAAUGUCAACAUGAGUGUCUAAGUCGUUGCACAUGAAGACUAUCAUACCGCCGACUCCGAACCUUACCUUAUCUAUCUCUUUCUCUUUCUCUCUUUUAUUUACUUGGCACACAUACUUCGUUUGCACGUUUGCCCCCCUAAUAGGGUGAUCCCCUUGAAGAAGGUGUCCUCAUGGCAUCUGGUGAGUUGUUCUGUGGAGAGAAAAACUAAUGAAUGUCUGGAAUAAAGGGCAGACGGAUCUUUUGAUGUUGUUACAAAAUUGUUUUACUGGCCCCUUCCACCCAUGAGCAUCAGUGCUGCUUAUUAGUACCCCUCAACAAUCCUUAGCUACUUAGGAUGUAACGAUGAUUGAUGCACAAACAAGACGGCACAAACCAAACGAAGUAGCACGAACGAGGUACGAAAGCAAAGUGUUGAGCAAGAUGGACAAAGACAACGCAGCAGUCGUGAGCCCUUGAGAGAGGUCGAUCGAGACGUCGAUUUUUACCAGUGGGUUGAGUAGGACCUGGCCUCUCAGUGCUACUGUAUACCCUCUUGUUGCUUUCCACACGUGCAUCGACUAAACUGUCUAAUAGGGACGAAAUUGCCUCUGUCGACGGUUAUACUUUCUCCUGCAUCCUGCAAUAGCUCCUUGCAAGUAGGUGUACUGGGGAGAAAUACGUGAGUACACGACACAUCGAGGCGAUUGAGUCUUCUCUACCUCAGGUGGUCAUGUCAAUCCUUGAGUGUGUUUAGCAGCAGAUCAUCAUCAGCCGCGCCUGUAGGGGUUUUUGGUGAACCCCCCUGGGCAUCACUUCGCCAUCAUCUGGGCAUUAGCUGAGUGGCAAUGGUUUUUGUGUUCGACUGUUCCUGAAAAGGGAGGCUCGGCAGAGACGCGGAGGCGUGUCUCGGCGUUGGUGGGGAGGUAGGUCCAGGCACAGGGCCGAAUCAAAUGAUUGUGAGUACCUAGCAACCUACCUAUCCGUACAGAGUACCUGUCUACCUCUCUGUACGGAUAUGGAUUACCAUGAUGCCUGUCGCCAAUGAUACCUAGGUAGACAGGAAUUUGUCUCGACAUCCUGCCCCCAGUCCCCUUCCCGUAUUACUCGGAAAUCAGAGCCACGAACAUGACCCAAUAACGCUUCUUGAAUGGCGUUUGGGCAGCCGUGGCUUUCUAACGUCCAAACACCUUUUCCAGCACGGGUCUUGACACCUCUAGUCAUUCACGGCCCCCAAGUACGAUGCCUGAGGCGGAGCGUGCUUCUCCUGUUGCAACAAUCCGCUAAUCGAGCGAAGCGAACCGUAUCACCAGGCCGUUAUGGGCUGCAUUUCACUUUUCCGCCCCAUGCUGGGGGCGCUUGUUGGCGUCGCCCAACAUCUCCCGGGCUGUGUAGGAGGCCACAUGAACGGGCCGCCGAGCCUAUGAAUUUUGCCGCAUUACAUACGAAUCCAACACCCCCAAAGCGACGAAACGAGGAAACACCAAGACGCUUGGGGCCGUAAUGGCAUUUCUCUUCCGGCUCAAGUCGCUAGUCAUCUGCAGGUGUCUAAAUUACAGCGCGCGUGUCUUCUUAAAAUACCGCUUCCGCUUCCCGCACUCAGUCGCUCUCUCUAUCUCUUCAAGAUAUCCUGUUUUUAUCUAAGGUACUACUACAAACAAACAAGCAUUCGGGCGCCUCAAGCCAGUUCUGUUGCAUAUCGUCCAGUCACAAUCGCUCGUUCCGUCACGUUGCCAGUCACUCGUUUAACCCACCUACAACCCUCGCAGCGACCGAAUGCUACCCCGUGGAGGCUCCUGCAACGACGUUUCGCGCCUGGUCUCGAGAGCCUUGUCAUUUUUUCUUUCACGACAUCCCUCGACGUGCCUUCCUCGCCUUCCUACUUGGGACCAUCUGUUGAUCAUCAUCGGACAUCUUGAUCCGGGCGCAACCUUAGACUUCAAAGAAGUGCACGUGGGGAUAUCAUUGUCUUGAAUUCAGAAGUAUAAAAGCUUCGCGGUCGAUCUGGCUUGAGUUGCGGUUGUUUGGAUCAUCACACUCAUCAACAAGAUGCGCCGACUUACUGUUAUGUACAUGGCUUUGGCCGUGGCAGCGCAGUCUGCCGACCUCUCUAGCUAUGUUUUGACAGACACUGGCACCGUGGCUGGUGGAAAUGCGUUUCCGGGCGUAUCUCGACCGUUAGGCAUGGUUAAGAUCGGACCCGACCUGGAGAACGGAGUUGAUGCUUAUUCUGGCUACCUGCCUGAUGGCCACUUCAUCGGCUUUUCUAUGCUUCACGAACAUGGCACCGGCGGCGCCCCCAAAUACGGCGUGGUCAACCAGAUGCCUGUCGUUGGUGCCGUCGACAACCCUCUGACUCAAAACACCGACACCAGGGCGCAGCCAGAUGAGACUGAAGUCGGCCACUACAAGUCUUUCCUCAGCUCUGGAGUUGUAGUCGAGCUGGGAGCCACGGAGAGGGCAGGAUUGUACCAGUACAGUUUCCCGGGGAACGGCAGCACCCAGGGGAACGUCAUUGUGGACGUCUCGCAUGUUCUGCCAUCAUACAGAGGACAGGGUCUCGGCCAAAACUAUCUGGGAGGUAAGAUUGAAGUGGUGGAGGCCGACGACGGUCUUCACUACGAGGGCCAUGGCUACUAUAAUAAUGGAUGGAACCGUGCUGAGGAAUGGCAGGUAUUCUUCUGUGGAUACUUCGACCGUCCGGCAGCGUAUAAAACAUUUCUCGGCGUCGACCGCAAGUCAACGAGCCUCGCUAAAUACGGCAACGAGACGAGCCACGAGUCUAGAACGCAGCGCUUGGGUGCCAUCUUCACUUUUGAAGAUGCCACCGUAAGAUCAAGAGUUGGAGUCUCAUUCAUCUCGACCACUCAAGCAUGCAAGAAUGUUAACUCGGAAAUCCCCGCAGACAGAAGCUUCUCAUCUGUGAGGCGAGCUACACGAGAAGCAUGGAACUCUAAGGUUCUCUCCAAGGUCAAGACGACGGAGACGGAAACGCGGAAAUUGAACCAGCUGUACUCGGCCCUGUACUUCAUGAACUUGCUGCCCACUAACAAGACGGGCGAGAAUCCGCUCUGGAAGUCAUCGGAGCCUUACUACGAUGACGUCUUUACGUUCUGGGAUACAUUCCGCUGCACCACUUCCCUCCUCCACAUCCUCCAGCCCGAGGCUUACGAGGAGUUUAUCCGCUCCAUGAUCGAUAUUUGGCGGCACGAGGGUUACGUCUCGGACGCUCGAUCCUCCUUUUACAACGGCGCCGUCCAGGCCGGGUCCAACAGCGACAACGUCUUCGCCGACGCUUAUGUCAAGGGCGUCCGCGGCGCCGUCAACUGGGACGACGGUCUCUUGGCCAUGCUCAAAAAUGGCGAGGUGACACCCCCUCCCAACAACGACCCGCGUGAACGCUCCGGCUCCACCAAGGAGGGCCGCGGCGCCCUCCCGGACUGGCUCGAUCUCGGCUGGAUCUCGCCCCGCUUCGCCCGCGCCGUCACCCGAGCCGUCGAGUAUUCGGUCAACGACUUCAACAUCUACCAGGUCGCCAAAGGGCUGGGCGUUUCUGACGUCGCCAAAAGGUACCUGAAGCGGUCCAGGAAUUGGCGCAACCACUGGAACAAGAAUAUGACGGCCCAUGGCUUCAGCGGUUUCAUGGGCCCGCGCAACGCCGACGGCAGCUUCCCGCCUCAAGACCCCCUCAACUGCGGCGGCUGCUACUGGGCCGAGGCGUACUACCAGGCCACACCGUGGGAAUACUCGUUCAACGCGCAUCACGACGUCGCGCACCUCGUCAACCUGAUGGGUGGGGCACAGCGCUUCUCCGACAGGCUGGAGAAGACAUUCGAGCCGGGCCAGUACGCGGGCAACGGUGCCUUUGGCAACACCAUCUUCAACCCGGGCAACGAGCCCUCCUUCGGGACGCCAUACCUGUUCAACUUUGUCAAUAAACAGCACCUCUCGGUGGAGCGCUCCCGCUUCGUCGCAAAAUCUUAUUACAAGCCUGCGCCCAACGGCUUGCCAGGCAACUCUGACGCUGGCGCCAUGGAGUCUUGGCUGUUGUGGAAUAUGAUUGGGCUGUACCCUCUGACGGGUCAGACGACCUUUCUCAUCGGCUCACCGUGGUUCUCGGACCUGACCAUCUCGCUCGGUGACGGGCGCGAGCUCAAGGUAUCGUCCACGGGGGGCUCCGAAGACGCGUAUUACGUGCAGAGCCUGCACGUCAAUGGCAAGCAGUGGGACAAGGCGUGGGUGACUUGGGGGGACAUCUUCGCCAACGGCGGGACUCUGGAAUUUGAGCUGGGCUCUGCACCAAAGGAAUGGGCGACCGGUGAUCUGCCGCCUAGUCCUGCCAGCGCAGAGGACGAAGAGGAAGCGGAGGUCGCGGCGCUGAGGCAGCAGCCUCAACGACGAAUGUUUCAGGAUGAACAGAAGACUAUCGGAUAGAUCGCUACCCGCGGCUGAUGA
Colletotrichum destructivum is the source of this 4445-nucleotide messenger RNA. Its product is annotated as Putative glycosyl hydrolase family 92, alpha-1,2-mannosidase. Lineage: Eukaryota; Fungi; Ascomycota; Sordariomycetes; Glomerellales; Glomerellaceae. The transcript has 4 exons. Gene Ontology annotation, cellular component: nucleus; cytosol. Gene Ontology annotation, molecular function: peptide-N4-(N-acetyl-beta-glucosaminyl)asparagine amidase activity; carbohydrate binding. The record is from RefSeq and is a predicted model, not a curated record. The coding region runs from base 2040 to 4424 and encodes 794 amino acids. Gene Ontology annotation, biological process: protein quality control for misfolded or incompletely synthesized proteins; glycoprotein catabolic process; carbohydrate metabolic process.